UAAUGGAUUUAUUUGUUGUUCAAAAUCAACAUAAUUUAUUUUUUUUGGAUGGUGAUUAUCAUAUAUGGAAUUCUCCUUUACAAGACGACAAAUCCUUAUUAAAAAUUCGCGAAUCUAUCAGGGCACCUUUUAUACUGCGCAUGAUGCUACACGCUUUCACCGAAGAAAUAUUUUGGAAAACCGUUCGCACACACUAUGUAUUUAGCAAGUAUGCACAGAAAAGGAAAUUGAACUUAUCAUUAGGAUUUAAAGAAAAUGAUUGGAUGAUAUUCAAUUUACAACAAAUUGGAUAUUAUCGCGUUAAUUAUGAUCUAUGGAAUUGGCGAAAAAUUUCAUAUUAUCUAAACUUUGAUAAUUACACGAAAAUUCAUGUUCUUAAUCGUGCUCAAAUUAUCGAUAAUGCAUUUCAUUUAAUGAUAGGAGGCCAACUCCUUUCAUAUGUAUUCUGGGAUAUCAUAAGAUAUAUGCAUCGAGAAGAAGAUUAUAUAGCUUGGUAUCCUAUGUUUAAAGUUCUGGAAUAUUUGUCCAGUGCUUUUAUAGUGUUGGAAGAAAACAUUGAGAAGUUUACGGGAACAAUAAGCGAUAUAUUGAAGAAUGUACUUAAAAAAAUCAAAUAUAAAGAAAUUGAUGAUACAGACAAACUUAGAAACUUUACGACAAGAAUCACUUGUAAGAAAAAAGCCAACAAGAAAUUAAAACAACAUCUCCAAGAUCCUACAAAACACAAACUAUUGCCAUGGUGGAAGGAAUGGACAUAUUGUAAAGGUUUGAUAAUAACUACCAAAAACGAGACAUGGGAAUUAAUGCACACUAAAGGAUUGGAAAAAUCUGACACUAAAUUUUUUGAAUACUUGGCUUGCCCUGAAGAUAUUAAUCUUAUCAAAAAAUAUUUAGACGAUAUAAGAUAUAAACAGUACAAUUCUACAGAACAGAAAUAUCAAUAUCAUUCUUAUGGUUUCUUACAUAUUAUUACGAAGCAUGCGAAGAAUCAAAUUAUACUAGAGUACAUAUUAGAUCAUUUUAACGAAAUAAGACCAAAAAAUGUUCAUUUAACUGCAGCAUUAAUUAUUAUUAUUAAUAACGUAUAUCUCGAAAAUCAAACUCAGCAAAUAUUAAACAAGGAUGAAUAUUUUAUAGAAACUAACUUAGUUGAAAUGAAUAACACAGAAGAUAGAUUUAAAAGACAUCAUAUAAAGGAGAUGAGUGACACUGUGAUAGAUAAAGAUUACUUUUAUUAUAAAUAUAAACAAAAGAUAUUAUCUCGCAAUAAUGAAAUCAAAAGACAGAAACAAUAUUUAAAAAAUUUUUUUUACUAAUCGGUGGGUGUAAAAAAUUACAGCUUUGCAUCCAUGGACAUACUUCAUGUGAAUAAUUUUUUUUAUUGUACGUACCAUUUUUUGUACUGCUUUAAUUAUUGUUUAUUUGGACGUAUUUUACAAAACUUUAUGACUGCAUGCAUCACAUUUUUUAUUUUUUUGCAAACGUGCUUGAAGUAGUUGAACUAUACCUGUGUAAUCAUAACAAA
Nylanderia fulva is the source of this 1525-nucleotide messenger RNA. NCBI's taxonomy places the organism in Eukaryota, Metazoa, Arthropoda, Insecta, Hymenoptera, Formicidae. The record is from RefSeq and is a predicted model, not a curated record.